This is a messenger RNA of Cyphellophora europaea CBS 101466, 954 nucleotides long. RefSeq lists its product as uncharacterized. The record is from RefSeq and is a predicted model, not a curated record. The transcript has 2 exons. Gene Ontology annotation, molecular function: hydrolase activity. NCBI's taxonomy places the organism in Eukaryota, Fungi, Ascomycota, Eurotiomycetes, Chaetothyriales, Cyphellophoraceae. The coding region runs from base 1 to 954 and encodes 317 amino acids.
AUGUCAUACACUCAAAGUUGGCUAGAGCUAGAGAAAGGCCUGGGAGGCCGAAUGACGCUCCGCGGCACUCCCGAGGAGAUUAAGGCUAUGUCGAAUGGUUUAGCUGAAAUGCUAGGGAAACAAGCUCCGCCACCAAGUGAGGCAGUAAGCGCCGAGGAUGGCGAGGUCGACGGCAUCAAGUACCGCGUCUAUCGACCGAAAGGCGUCACUCAGCCCCUUCCCGUUGGAAUCUGGACUCACGGAGGCGGCUGGAUGACCGGCGACCUCAAUAGUGACGACGCUCUUUGUCGCAUUGUGAGCGAGCACGCAUCUUCGGUCAUUGUGAACGUCGAUUACCGACUCACGCCGGAGUUCAAGUUGCCCACACAGCUGCAGGACACACUCACGGUCUAUAAGUGGGCGCGACAGAAUGCAGUUUCCAUCGGAGGCGACCCUGCCAAAUUUUUCUCAAUAGGAGGCUCGGCUGGUGGUGCUUUAGCUCUCGCACUAGCAAAUCACAUCGUCAAGGACCCUGCGAAUCGGAACGGCAUCAGAGGGAUUGCCGCUGUUGUUCCGGUGGCUCUACACUGGUCGCACGUUCCAGAAGAAUACAAGUCGAUGUACAAGGCGUAUGACGACAACAAAGAAGGAACUCCCAUUAUCGACCAGGAAUCAAUGAGGCUGUUCUUCGAAUCGUCCGGGGCCAGACACGACGAUCCUAGCAUCUUCGUUGCACUUGACAAGGAGAACCACAAGAACUUUCCGCCAACGUAUCUUGCUGCUUGCGAACGAGAUCCACUGCGAGACGAUGCGUUUGUUAUGGAAGCGGCGUUGAAAAAAGCCGGUGUGCCGACGAAGCUUGAUUUCUACAAAGCUCUGCCGCAUUAUUUCUGGAUCUUUCCCGGUCUACCUGAGGGGCAGCAAUUCGUUGCCAACCUUGUGACUGGGGUCAAAUGGUUGAUCUCCCAAAUGUAG